Messenger RNA from Lingula anatina, 2141 nucleotides. RefSeq lists its product as uncharacterized. Lineage: Eukaryota; Metazoa; Brachiopoda; Lingulata; Lingulida; Lingulidae. The record is from RefSeq and is a predicted model, not a curated record. Gene Ontology annotation, biological process: regulation of gene expression. Gene Ontology annotation, cellular component: nucleus.
UUCCCGUGUUGAAAACAGAAGGCAAGAAGAAGAUUGUUGUUGGCUUAUUCUCCUUUAUUAUCUCCUUAAUUGUGGCUAGUCUUGUGAACUUUGAAACAUGUUCCUUUUAUAAAUGUCAAAACUGAACCAGGGUAAACCUGUCAGAAUGGAGUCUAAUGACUUCAGCAACUUGGGCAUUAAGACCGAACCGGAUGAUAUUGAGGACUUGGCUGAAAGAACGGAGCUCUCUUUAGGACCAGGCCAUUUACAAGUGGAAUCCCGUUUCGAUUUGUUAAUGAAAAAGGAGGGCUAUGGUACAGAUGUCAGCGUAAUUUCUGAAGUCAACAGUACACCAGAAAACAGAUACAGAGAUGGGAACAGACCUGGAAUAUCCAGUGAGCAGGAUAUACCAGGUGAAGGCAUCGUGGGAGACCAAGAUGCCAUAAGUGAAAAGAAAUCAAAUCUGAGUAAAAUUUCCUCUAGAUCCACACCACCAAAAAGCAGUCGUAAAAAAACUUCCACCAGAAAAGACUUGAAGAUUAUUGUUAAGAGACUGAAUAUUGGGAUUUCAUCAAAAUCAAGUAGUGUUAGAGUAGAUGGAAUAGAGGACAAUUCUGUUUUUCAAACAAACCAACUGGAUGCACCUGGUUGUGACACGACUUUGAAAUUAAAUGAUGCCACAUGUGUAGAGCAAAAGACAAACCCUCCUGCUUCUGAGCAGGGCAUGUUCAAGACUGAUAAGGAGCAACGUCAAUCUCUUCUUUCACAAGAUUCUGUUGGGCCUUUAAAAUGCCAAUUUUGUGAUGAGAUCUUCCAGAAAAUUAGAGAAUUAAGAAGGCACGAGAAAGCACAUGGAGGUUCAAAGUCAAAAUCAAGUAGUGGAAGACGUAAAGCAAGUACAGAUAAUAUCUGUGAUGCUUGUGGGCGGGAGUUCAAAACAAAGCAAUCACUCAUAAAGCAUAAGAAAAUACAUUCAUUUGAGCGGCCUUUCAAGUGUUCAUUUUGUGAAAGGCCUUUUUUGCGGAAGGCAGAUCUCCAAAGGCAUGAGUUAAUCCACACUGGGGAAAGAAAAUUCAUUUGUCAGUAUUGCUUGAAGGGUUUUCGACUCAAGGGCCAUCUCCAGUUUCAUUUACCUAUUCACACCGGGGAGAAGCCCUUUGCCUGUCAGUACUGUGGCCAGCGGUUUAUUCAGAAGGGCCACUGUGAGUACCAUGAACGCAAACAUGCCCAGCAAGGACCUGUCACCCCCCAGGGCCUGUGCCAGUAUUGUGGCCGGCUGUUCACUAGUGUGAGGUACUGUGUUUUGACACAUGAGAAGGAACACCUGAAAAAGUAGGCUAAAAGGGGCAAUGUCAGAAGAGGCUAGAGUUGAUAAGGCAGUGGCAGUUUUUUUAUGGGAAAUAGAAAGGUUGACCAUGUUCAUUUUGUAUUCGCAGAUAUUUCUCUGGCUUAUUUUGUACACAAUUCUGUACAGCAGUGAGAAUUUUUGUUCAGAGACCAUGGUAUUACCCAUAGAGAGUGCUAUAGAGAACAACAUAAAUACUAUGCAGCACAGCGAUUUUUUUUUUUUCAGAAGAGAACUCCCUGCGUCCAUUGGUAAAAGCCAAUAGGUGAUAAUUUUGUAUCACAUGCUGCCAUAUUAUAUUCAUUAUAGAUAUGUAUAAUUAACAGUGAGUGUGUGUGUGUGUGCUUGCAUGCAUGCGUGUGUUAUCCUAGUACUUGUAUCCUUGGAAUUCAUAACUUGAAGCAAGCGUAUUUUGUAAUUCCAUUGAUAAAAAUUGUAAUGUAUGCAAAACAACCUCUGAAUUUUUGUUCGUGGCAACCUUUUGGUCUCAGCUUGGCUCAAAUAAAUGUAUUUGAUAUUUUGUUAAUGUUCCAAAACAUCUGUCAUUCGGAAACUGUGCCCUUUUUAUGCUUUACAGUUAAUAUAAUAUUUAGUCAUGUUUGGGGUGACAUGCAGGUUAAACUUAUAGUGGUUUCACCAAGCAGAAAUAAUCAAAUUAUGGAUACAAACUAUCCUCUGCUAUUAUCAUAAAUUGUACCCUUAAUUAUCUCCAUUAUCGUAUUCACACCAAUAUUGCUAAUUGGAAAUGUCUGGUGCCUAGUUUGCAACUCGCAAGUGCAAUUUAACCUAGAGUAAUGGAAAAUACAUAUAUAAUGCA